AUGAAGAAGGGAAUUACUUCCUUAAUAGAUUCAAUCGUAGAGAAAAACCCAUACGAUUAUUCAUUAUGGGAAAAUAUAUUCACGGUGAAAUCAGAGAGUGAGGUUUUUGAAAGAGCUUUGGAGUUUUUUCCAACAAGUCCAAUAGUUUGGAAAAGAUAUAUUGAAUACCUUCAGUCCCAGAAGAGCACAGAUGAGAAAGUUUUAUUAGGUAUUUAUCAGAGAUGUAUUCAUCAAUGUUCUUGUAUAAUGAUAUGGAAGUUAUUUAUACCAUUCGUGGAUGAAAAAAUUAAUAGCUUAAAGGAUCGUUAUCAGAUAUAUCAGUUGGCAUUAGAUACAAUAGGAUCAGAUCCUAGGAGUGGGUUUAUUUGGCAAAGAAUGUAUAAAUUAAGAUUAUUAGUUUACAAUACUUUAAUAUCAAAGAAUGAGGCAAGUUUAUCUGGGAAUACAUUACUAUUAAACCCAUUUGAAACAAGUACUAUACCAAUAAUCAGUGAACAAAUUGAUGAAUGUUUUGCAUUGGGUGAUAAAAUUGCGACCAUAGUAACUUUGAGACAAUUCUUUAUACAAUGGUUAACAACUCCUGUUGGUAAUUUAGAAACUGCAUUUAUAGCAUAUUCAUUGUUUGAAAAUUCUAUUUCAAGUUCAAGCACUACUGAUGUUCCAAAUAUGAACAUUGGUAUGGUUGUAGGAGGGGUUGUUCCUGUUUCAGAAUCUGCUAGUAAGUUGGUUACUAAAAAUUUGUUACAGUCUGGAGAAAAGUUGGUAAAUGUUUCCAAGAUUGUUCAUAAGAAUAUGAUGGUGCUAGUGGAUAAUUUACAUGAGGAUAUCCCAGCAAAGCCAUUAGAUAAGAGUAAUAGAAAUGAAUGGAUGGGUAAAUUUAUUCCUUGGAAAAGAUACAUAUUAUUUGAGAAAAGUAAUCCUUUGGGAUUAGAAAAGCCACAAUAUUUCAAUAGAGUUUCUUACUCCUAUAGAAAUUGUCUUUUAUACUUUUCAUAUCACCCAGAAGUCUGGUACGAGUACUUUAUUUUUGUUUGGAACUCUCAUCCAGUUCAAUUAACUGGUAUGGAUAUGGCAACUGAACUUUUAAGUUCAGCAAUACAGCGUUUUCUACCUAAAGAUGAGAUUUUGAAGCUGGUAUUAGCUGAGGUUUAUGAGCUAAGAAAAAAAUUAGAUAAAGUGAUGCAUUUAUAUCAUUCAAUGGUUUAUAUUGAGAGUUCUGGAGAAGUCAUUCAAAUAGAAGAAUCUGUAGUACCAGUAACAGAUGAAAGUAAUGCUGAUAGUAGUGUUAAUAUUAGUCAUUCAAAUGGUGUUAAAAACAGUAAUAAUGUUGGUUUAAGUAAUGCUAGUAGUGCUACUGGAGUAAAUAAUGCUGGUGGAAAUGCUGUAAAUAUGAUAAGUAAUGACCAAAUUAAUCACCAACUUGCUAGACAAAUUGAAACUAGUGACCACCAUGUUUCUAUGAGUAGUAGGAGAGUCAGCCAAGUUACAUCCAAUAAUCCUAUUGAAAAAGGAGAAGUAUUUGGUGGAAAUGGAAAUUCUGUAACUAGUAAUGGAAUUAAGUCUGGAGGAAAUAUUCAUGAGAAUUCUAAUGGAUUAGGUCUUACUACAGAUUUUCUUGUUACUGAAAGAACAGAUGGCAAUACAAUAAGUAAACAGUUUUCUCAAAUGUUAACUAGUGGAUUAAAUCAUAAACAAUAUAAUCCAGGAGUCUCAGCUGUUGUAAUUAUUGAGUAUUUGAACUUCAUACUUCGAAUUACUAACGAUAAAAUUAUUUGGAGAGAAGUCUUUUUGGAUUACGUAAAAAGAUCUCCAAGGAUUGCUGAUAUUAAAUGGAUUUGUUACUCUCAAGCAUUGAAUGAAUGGAGAUUAUACAAUAAUCUUGAGGGUGCUUAUCAGAUUUUUUAUUUUGGAAUGUACUAUAGACAUUUAUUUCUGGAUGUUCCAUUUAUGUCUUGUUUUGUAUCUUUUCUAUUAGAUACUGGCAGGCUUCAACAAGCAAGGAAUACCCUUCAAUCAUCCAUUUAUGAGAUUUACAAAGAGACUGGUAAAGUUCCAAAACAGCUUUGGCUUCAAUGGUUUCAUUUAGAAAGAAUGAGUGGAUCUUCCAUUUAUUCUUUAAAUUACUUAAGUAGGAUUUAUCAAUUACAAAAAGAUGGAAGAAAUGUUGAAAUUGAUAUGCUUUUAAGUAAAAGACAGCAAAAAGCAUGGCAUGCUAUUUUAGGAGCUCCUGAAUUUGCUGAAUUAAAUAAGGAGUAUAUUGGUAAUGAUAAUAUUGAUCCUAAGACUAAAGUAUAUGGUCAUUCAUAUAUUUUUAAUCCAAUUGAUGAUGAUACUAUAAUGGGAGCUUUAUCAUCAACUAACUUAAAUGAUAAUACUGGAUGUGCAAGUAACAUUACCAAUAACUUUAAUAAUGUAAUUCAGAACCAAAAAGGAACAAAUACUAUUGGAGCAGGAAUGAUUGGAAAUUCAAGACGAAAUUUAGAACCUAUUAAUUCUAACAAAUUCAUAUUAACUUGCCCAAGUAAAUUCAGAACAGCCUUUGAGUGUUUUAGACUUGGUUCUAUAUACCCAAAUAGUUCUUGGUCAGAGUUUUAUCUCGAAGGAGAGGAAGGACAGAAUUUGUUUAUGCAAGGAGUGGGUUUAUCUUCUCAAGUUGAGGAUGAGAGAAUGGCUAUGGGAUAUUGUAGUAAUUGUUCCAAAUCAUCAAAAUUGGCAAUUAAUGGGAAUAAUAAUAAUAAUAAUAAUAAUAAUAAUAAUAAUAAUAAUAAUAACAACUUUAGCUCAAAUAUUGUUUCUAAUACUAAUUGUACUUGCCAGACUAAGUCAAAAAGUAUUAGUAAUUCAUCUAGAGCAAUUUCAGAAGAAGGUAAACCUGCCACAUCUCUGAAUGUAUCUUCUUCUUCUUCUUCUUCUUCUUCUUCUGGUAACUGUGGUUAUAUUUCUGGUGGUAGAGACACUAAAUAUUAUAAUGAUCAGAGUAACCAUGUUGAUCUAGAUGAUGAUUUUGAGAGUUUCCUGCUUCAAAGACCUUUUGAAUUUAAGCUUACUCAAGGAAGAUUAGGAGGAACAAGGAUGUUAAGAAGAAGAGUUGGGGAAUCUGAUGGAAUAAGAAAUUCUCAGACAGUAUUAGGAGGUACUAAUAUUAAUGCUAAUAGUAUUGAUAGAUAUUUUAAUACUAGUGGUGGGGUAGUUAUGGAUGAGGAUGAAGAUUAUUACUGUUAUGAAAAUUCAGACUUGGAUAGUAUAGAAGGUUUAGAUGAUGAGGAAAUGGAAUAUUAUUAUUUAAACAACAGAACAUCAGAUUUUACUCAUAUUAAUGAGUUUAAAUGGUCUAGAGUGGGAAGAAGUUUAUGUUCAAAACCAGAUACCUCAACUAUGGUUAAAUUUAAAUUUGAGACUUAUCCAAUUAAAAAUAACUCAAUAACUGGUGUAUCAACACAAUUACAAAGUCAAAUAUUAAAAAGUACUUUAAGUAAUUUAAACAAUGGAGAUGUAUUAAAUAAUAUAGAAGAAAUGCAAGAUUUUAAUUCUUUUAUGGAGGAUACUAAUAAAUCUUUCAAUACUUUAUUACCUAAAGGAAUAGUUGACUUUGUUGCUUUACUUCCUCCUAGAAAUAUUCCAACAAGUUCAAUUAGAAAUUUACUUGGUAUUACUCAAGAAGUUGUUGAUCUUUUAUUAACUAAUCUUCAGACAUGCCUUCUACCUCAAAAACUUGAUGUAUAUAAAUACUCUCCAAUGACAUCCCUGGCAUAUUUAUGCAAUCAAAAAAAUAAUCAAGUAAAUAAUAAUAAUAAUAAUAAUAAAGAUGAUGAACAUAAUAAUAUGAAUGAUUAUAAUGAUGAGCAGAAUAAUAAUGGAAAUAAUUCAAAUAAUAAUCCAGAUUUUGUUAUACCACGUAAAUCUUCAAUAGGUACCGGAUUUUCAGAUCCUAUUUCUAAUAUCUCCUUAAUUGACAAUCAAAACCUAAAUAAUUUAAAAUCUUCUAUCUCCUCAAAUACUAAUUUUGAUCUCAAUACAUUGCAAGAAAUUAUUCAAAAAUCCGUUCCUUGGAUUUCUACUAGUAAUAAUAAUAAUAUGAAUAUGAAUACGAAUACAGGUAACGAUUUAUUAAAUAAUGCAAAUAACAGUUCUAGUAAUAACACGUUUUUCACCCCAUGUAAUGUACCGAAUCCAAACAGAUUUUCCAAUAAACCCAAAAAUUCGAAUUCGAAAGUACAAAUCCAACUUUAA
This is a messenger RNA of Cryptosporidium ubiquitum, 4230 nucleotides long. Its product is annotated as mRNA 3 end processing protein. Lineage: Eukaryota; Apicomplexa; Conoidasida; Eucoccidiorida; Cryptosporidiidae. The transcript has a single exon. Gene Ontology annotation, molecular function: mRNA binding; protein binding. Gene Ontology annotation, cellular component: nucleus. The record is from RefSeq and is a predicted model, not a curated record. Gene Ontology annotation, biological process: mRNA 3'-end processing. Bases 1 to 4230 code for a protein of 1409 amino acids.